This is a messenger RNA of Tachysurus vachellii, 9566 nucleotides long. RefSeq names its product chromodomain helicase DNA binding protein 5 (gene chd5). Lineage: Eukaryota; Metazoa; Chordata; Actinopteri; Siluriformes; Bagridae. Gene Ontology annotation, biological process: chromatin remodeling; negative regulation of transcription by RNA polymerase II. Gene Ontology annotation, cellular component: nucleus; chromatin; NuRD complex. Gene Ontology annotation, molecular function: chromatin binding; DNA binding; ATP-dependent chromatin remodeler activity. Bases 878 to 6838 code for a protein of 1986 amino acids. The record is from RefSeq and is a predicted model, not a curated record. The transcript is spliced from 40 exons.
UCGCGCAGCCCGUGAACAGACACCUGUAAAUGCAUGAGCUUAAAGAAAAGGAAUCAUGUGAUACAAACAAAAGGGGUGCGUUUAUCCAUCCUGAAGGCCUAACGUUAACUGUCGCAAAACCGGUGCUCGCUUUCCGUUUCCGCGGGCUGCCUCGAGACAACUUUCUUCGCGUCUUAUCCCGACAUAACCUCCGCGCGCGCGCACACUCGACCGGGGAGGCGAUAAAACAGGGACAAUGCGCGUGAGAGAUGAAGGGGCACGCGGCGCUGUUUACACACACACACACACACACACACACACACACACACACACACACACACACAUAUAUAUACAGAUACCACUCACGCGCUUCCGCUCACUACUAGUAACACCUGGUUACCAGGGCAGCACUACUAACUAGUUGCCUGCGCAAUUAUGGGAUGGAUUGCCAUGGCAACCGACCAGACGUCACGAGCUGGAGCUGGGCAUGUGUGUUCCAUUUUCGUCUCUUAUUUUCAGACACGAGGAUAAUUGGAUAGAGGAGGAAAGAAGAGGGAAAGAAAAGAUCGGAGCGCAUCCAAAACCUUCGGAUCUUCUUUUUGUGCAUUUUUUUUUAUUUUUCAUUUUUUAUGUUUUUUAAGUAAAAAUCCUCACCUUCAUAUGUCCCUGUUUUUUUUUUUUUUUUUUUUUAAUUCUCCAUCUAGUCCUUUAAAAAAAGGCGUUGCUUAAUCGGGAGUUUGUGCGACUUUUUUUUUGUUUAAAAAAAAAAAAAAAAAAAAAAAAAAUCCCGGACGCACGGAUGUAAUUUUUGUGCGUGAGGACGCGCGCGCGCGUGUGUGUGUGUGUGUGCGUGUGCGUGCGUGUGUGUGUGUGUGUGUGCGUGUGUUAUGCGGUGAAGAUGCCCGGAUCACUGAGCAACGAGGAAGAGGGCCAAGACGAUUUGGAUUUUGAAGACGACGUGCCAGAUGAGGAUGAGGAGACGGAACACGUCCGCGUGCCGCUCUCGCCUCUGGAGCGAUUCUUCUCGGAAGACGAGUCGCUCAAGCAGAAGAAGAAGAAACCCAGCAAGCAGAAGGAGGGCAGGAUGCCCAAAGUGAAAAAGAAGACGAAGGAGGGUGGCUCGAGCGAGCACGAGGAUGUGACAGACAGGGAGGACCAGUGCUCCGGGAGCGAGAGCAGCACCUACGGCAUGCUGAAGAAGAAAAAGAAGAAGCCCAGAGAAAAGAAGGAGAAGAAGGGAAAAUGGAAGAAGAGGGACGACGACGAAGACGACGACGAUGACGAUGGAAAUAUGAAGGAACCCAAAUCUUCGAGUCAGCUGAUGGAGGAGUGGGGUCUCGAGGACGUCCAGUACGCCUUCUCUGAGGACGAUUACAAAACCAUCACCAACUACAAGGCCUUCAGCCAGUUCCUCAGGCCUCUCAUUGCCAAGAAAAACCCCAAAAUCCCAAUGUCCAAGAUGAUGACGGUGUUAGGCGCUAAAUGGCGUGAGUUCAGCGCCAACAACCCGUUUAAAGGCAGUUCGGCGACGGCCGUAGCAGCUGCAGUGGCGGCCGCGGUAGAAACUGUCAACAUCACGCCUUCGAUCUCCAUCAGCAGCGUCCAGCAGCUCUCUCCAACAGGGCAGGUCAAAAAAGCCAAAACCAAAGAGGGCAAAGGGCCGAGUGCAAGGAAGAAGAGCAAGCAGCCAAAGGACACGAAAAAGAAAGCAAAAGCCAAGAAGCCCAAAUUGAAAGCAGGACAGAGCAGCAAGAGGAAAAAAGCGUCUUCGAGCGAGGACGAUUUCUUAGAUGACUUCUCUGACUUUGAUGACAUCAGCAUCCACAGUGCCUCCGUUCGCUCCGACGCCUCGGGGGUGCCCAAGAAGAAAACAAAGCGAGGACGCAAAAAGAGAAAAAGAGAGGACGGAGACGGCUACGAGACGGACCAUCAGGACUACUGUGAGGUGUGUCAACAGGGCGGUGAGAUCAUUCUGUGUGACACCUGCCCCCGGGCCUAUCACCUCGUGUGUCUCGAGCCUGAGCUGGAGAAAGCCCCUGAGGGCAGAUGGAGCUGCCCUCACUGCGAGAAGGAAGGAAUUCAGUGGGAAGCGAAGGAUGAUGACGAGGAGGAAGAGGACGCUGCAGGAGAGGAAGAAGACGACCACAUGGAGUUCUGUCGAGUGUGUAAAGACGGAGGAGAGCUGCUGUGCUGUGACACAUGCCCUUCCUCCUACCACAUCCAUUGCCUGAACCCGCCUCUGCCCGAGAUCCCCAACGGAGAGUGGCUCUGCCCACGGUGCAUGUGCCCUCCUCUUAAAGGGAAAGUUCAGAAGAUUCUACACUGGAUGUGGGGGGAUCCACCUUUACCCCCCGAGCCUCUCUCCAUUCAGGACGGUAAAAAGGAGGACGUCCUGGUCAAACCUCCGCUAAAGGGACGUCCUGAGAGACUGCUGUUUGUGAAGUGGGCAGGUCUGUCUUACUGGCACUGCUCCUGGGUCAGCGAGCUACAGCUGGAGCUCUAUCACACGGUCAUGUACAGGAAUUAUCAGCGGAAGAACGACAUGGACGAGCCUCCGCCCUUUGACUACGGCUCAGGUGAAGAGGAGCUCAACAACGAGAAGCGGAAAAGCAAAGACCCGCAUUACGCCGCUAUGGAGGAGCGUUUCUAUCGCUAUGGCAUCAAACCUGAAUGGCUAAUCAUCCACCGGAUCCUCAACCACAGUUUUGACAAAGACGGAGACGUUCACUACCUGAUCAAGUGGAGAGAUCUACCAUACGACCAGUGCACCUGGGAGAUCGACGACUUCGACGUCCCUGAAUAUGAAAGCUAUAAACAGGCCUACUGGGACCACCGGGAGCAAAUGCUGGGUGAAGACCAUCGUCCCCUAGUGGUGAGAAAAGGAAAGAGACUGAAAGAGGAAGUGAAGAGGAGAGAAGCUCCUCCUGAGACUCCAGUUGUGGAUCCCACUGUUAAAUUUGAGCAGCAGCCAUGGUACAUCGAUGCCACAGGAGGAACUCUGCACCCGUACCAGCUGGAGGGUUUAAACUGGCUACGUUUCUCUUGGGCUCAGGGAACCGACACCAUCCUGGCCGAUGAGAUGGGACUGGGCAAGACAGUGCAGACAAUAGUGUUCCUGUACUCGCUCUACAAAGAGGGUCAUUCUAAAGGCCCGUUCCUGGUCAGCGCUCCGUUGUCUACCAUCAUUAACUGGGAGCGAGAAUUUGAGAUGUGGGCUCCGGAUUUUUACGUGGUGACGUACACGGGCGAUAAAGACAGCAGGGCUGUGAUCCGGGAGAACGAGUUCACGUUUGAGGACAGUGCUGUUAAAUCAGGACGCAAAGUUUUCCGCAUGAAGAAAGACACACCUGUGAAGUUCCACGUGUUGUUGACCUCGUAUGAAUUGAUCACCAUUGAUCAGGCUAUUCUGGGCUCCAUCUCUUGGGCGUGUUUGGUCGUGGAUGAAGCUCAUAGACUGAAAAAUAACCAGUCUAAGUUUUUCAGAAUUCUGAAUGGCUAUAAGAUUUACUACAAGCUGCUCCUAACCGGAACGCCGCUACAGAAUAAUCUGGAAGAGUUAUUCCAUCUGCUGAACUUCCUCACUCCUGAGCGUUUUAAUAACCUGGAAGGAUUUCUUGAGGAGUUUGCUGACAUUUCUAAAGAAGAUCAGAUUAAGAAGCUGCAUGAUUUGUUGGGACCUCACAUGCUGCGGAGGCUGAAGGCCGACGUCUUCAAGAACAUGCCAGCAAAAACCGAGCUGAUUGUGCGUGUGGAGCUCAGCCCUAUGCAGAAGAAAUACUACAAGUUCAUCUUGACUCGAAACUUUGAAGCUCUGAACUCUAAAGGAGGUGGAAACCAGGUUUCUCUUCUCAACAUCAUGAUGGACCUGAAAAAAUGCUGCAACCACCCGUACCUCUUCCCUGUGGCGGCCGUGGAAGCCCCUGUGUUACCGAACGGGUCGUAUGAUGGGAACCUGCUGGUGAAGUCCUCAGGGAAACUCACUCUGCUUCAGAAAAUGCUCAAGAAGCUCAAAGACAACGGGCAUCGCGUCCUUAUCUUUUCACAGAUGACGAAGAUGCUGGACCUGUUAGAGGACUUCCUGGAGUUUGAAGGCUAUAAAUACGAGCGCAUUGAUGGCGGGAUAACUGGAGGACUGCGGCAGGAGGCCAUCGAUCGCUUCAAUGCUCCGGGAGCGCAGCAGUUCUGUUUCCUGCUGUCUACUCGUGCUGGGGGAUUGGGAAUCAAUCUGGCAACCGCUGAUACUGUCAUCAUCUACGACUCUGACUGGAACCCACAUAAUGACAUUCAGGCGUUCAGCCGGGCACAUCGUAUUGGACAGAAUAAGAAAGUAAUGAUCUAUCGCUUUGUUACGCGGGCAUCAGUGGAGGAACGGAUUACCCAAGUAGCCAAGCGCAAGAUGAUGCUCACACACCUGGUGGUGCGUCCAGGCCUGGGCUCCAAAACAGGAUCCAUGUCCAAGCAGGAGUUGGACGACAUCCUGAAGUUUGGCACAGAGGAGCUCUUUAAAGACGACGUGGAAGCCAUUGGAGACAGUAAAGACGGAGAGGAAGGCAGCGUCAUCCACUACGAUGACAAUGCCAUCUCCAAGCUGCUGGACCGUAGCCAGGACGCCACCGAGGACACCGAGAUCCAGAACAUGAACGAAUACCUCAGCUCCUUCAAGGUGGCUCAGUAUGUGGUGCGAGAAGAGGACGGAGAGGAGGAGGUGCAGAGGGAGAUCAUUAAACAGGAGGAGAAUGUGGAUCCUGACUACUGGGAGAAACUCCUGCGCCAUCAUUACGAGCAGCAGCAGGAGGACCUGGCACGCAAUCUGGGCAAGGGCAAGCGCAUUCGCAAGCAGGUCAACUACAACGACACAUCUCAGGAGGAUCAAGAAUGGCAGGACGAUCUUUCAGACAAUCAGUCCGAGUACUCGGUGGGAUCAGAGGAUGAGGAUGAAGAUUUUGAGGAGAGACCUGAAGGGGGACGGCGACAGUCUCGCAGGCAGCUGAAGAGCGACCGGGACAAACCGCUGCCUCCACUGCUAGCUAGAGUAGGAGGAAACAUAGAGGUACUUGGUUUUAAUGCACGUCAGAGAAAGGCCUUCCUGAAUGCCAUCAUGCGCUGGGGUAUGCCUCCUCAAGACGCCUUCAACUCCCACUGGCUGGUCCGAGACCUGAAGGGGAAAAGUGAAAAAGAGUUCAGAGCAUACGUGUCGCUGUUCAUGAGACACCUGUGUGAGCCGGGAGCAGACGGAGCCGAGACGUUUGCGGACGGCGUUCCGAGAGAAGGACUGUCACGGCAACACGUCCUCACCCGGAUCGGUGUCAUGUCUCUUGUGAGGAAAAAGGUUCAAGAGUUUGAGCAUGUGAACGGCAAAUACAGCACUCCAGAUUUGAUUCCUGCAGGUCUGGAGCUGAAAAAGCUCACAGAGAGUCUCUCUUCCGACCCAAACACCCCAGUACCAGCCAGUCCCGCCCCGACUCAGCCCAGCACCCCAGUACCAUCAGACAAAUCUGAGAGCGGUCCCAUUCCUCCAGAAGAUAAAGACAGCGCUGAACACGAGAGCACGAAAACAGCCGAGUCUGAGACUUCCAAAGAAUCUGAGUGCUAUCCUGAAAAGACGCACGAGAGAGAAGAACAGAAAAUCGGUAGCGCCGAGCAGAAGUCAAACAAAGAGAGCGAGAAGAAAGACGAUUCGCCCUCCGAAUCAGAGCCGUCGAUCAAUCAAACUCAGCCGGUAUCCAAGCAGAAUGAGCAGUCCACCAAUCAGAUUACAACAGGACAACAAAGUAAGGACCUGGAGCACACAUCAGAGAAAACGGAAAAAGACGCUUCUUUGGUCGUCAAGUUGGAGGACAAAGAACCAAAACAAGCAGCUGCUCAUGAGCCCAAAUCUGAGGACGGUGCUGAGAAUCAGCUGAACGGAGAGAAAGAAAUGAGGGACGAGUUGGACGAGAGCCAGAAAGACGAAAAGAACGGUGCUAAGGCACGCUUCAUGUUCAACAUUGCAGACGGAGGCUUUACGGAGCUGCACACACUGUGGCAGAAUGAAGAACGUGUGGCUGUGUCGUCCGGUAAGAUGUAUGACAUCUGGCACCGGCGCCAUGAUUACUGGCUUUUGGCCGGCAUCGUAACUCACGGCUACGCUCGCUGGCAGGACAUCCAGAACGACCCGCGCUAUGCCAUCCUCAAUGAGCCCUUCAAAACUGAGAUGAACAAAGGCAACUACCUGGAGAUGAAGAACAAAUUCCUGGCACGGAGGUUCAAGCUGUUAGAGCAGGCACUGGUAAUCGAAGAGCAGUUAAGAAGAGCGGCUUACCUGAACAUGACACAGGACACCACACACCCUGCCAUGGCGCUGAACACUCGUUUCGCCGAGGUCGAGUGUCUGGCCGAGUCGCACCAGCACCUCUCCAAAGAGUCUCUGGCUGGGAACAAGCCAGCUAAUGCAGUACUACACAAAGUGUUGAAUCAGCUGGAGGAACUGCUGAGCGAUAUGAAGGCAGACGUUACGAGGCUGCCGUCCAUGCUCUCCCGCAUUCCUCCUGUAUCCGCUCGACUCCACAUGUCUGAGAGGAGCAUCCUGAGCCGUCUCACCAACCGUGAGCCUCAACCCCAGCAGCCUUUUCCACAGGGAUCUUUUGCCUGUUCUUCAAUGUACAAUAACAGUUUUGGAGGAGGAUUUCGAGGUCCUGCUGGAGCUGCCAUGGUUAACUACAGCCAGAUGCCCCUGGGGCCGUACGUCAGUGUGUCCGCAAACGGUCCUCCAGCACCCAGCAGCCACAUGGACAAGAAGUCCAGUGAGGUUCUGAGAGACGUGUCUCCACCUGAACUCAAAUCCAGCAAACCCUCGGACGUCAUCUGCAUCGAAGACUAGCCCUUAAUCGCAUCUUCUUAAUUACUUCUCUUUUUCUCUCUCUCCCUCUUUCUCUCUCUCUCUCUUUUAGAUAAAAUUUGAACGUUAUUCUGGAACAUUCCUCCCACCCUACAGAUAAAACAAAUCUUAUGAAUUGCACUUUUUUGUCUUGAAGCAUUCUUGCGUGUGCGCUUGUGAGUUGAUCGGUAUUCUCCUGCUUCCGUUUUUUUUUGUUUGAUAUUUGUUGAAUUACUGUGGUGGACGGAGAGAGAUCUGAGGACAGCGCGUGUCUCUUACGAAAUCUUCGAAAGCUGUCUUUUGUGGCAUUUCUGACAUUUUUGAGACAUUUCUUGGAUCUUUUUUUCCCACAACACCAGAAUCUUUUACUGGUGUUCACACGUGGUGCAAAAUCUAAAGGUUCAUCUAGAGGAAGAUGGUCAUGGGACCCAAAUGCUAGUUCUGGAUAAUGCUGCUUGCAACGCGCUGUAUAUUGGUUAAAGGCAUUCUGAAGAUGAUGGGAAUUUAAAAUGGAUAUAACCCCCAUUUUCUGUGCACUAUAACAGUCCCUGAGUGCAUCAUAAGAAUUAUUCAGCCAUAACCUGGAAUUGUUAAUGUCUUACAUUCAGUCCUGUCAGGCUUUUUAUUGUUUUCUUUGCUUAACAACGGCGUAGAAGUGAAAUUUUGCGAGACGAUACGAACAUCGAGAUCCAGAAAUCAUGAACAAGGAUCCUGGCAGGAGUUUCUUCUCCAUUACCUAUGAAAUAGCUGCAGCACUUUUGUCAUAUUUAAAGAUUUCAGCUCCAAUAGUAACACUGGUUCUGCAGUAUUAUGAGUGUGUAUUAUAACGGUAAUGGAUUUCUUUCUCUUUACUUCACUGUACAAGAGGAUCACGUGUUGAAUUAAGAUGGGGUCGUAUUACAGAAAACAUACAAGAGUAAGGAUCCUCACCAAACUAUCUAACCCCUUCAACCCAGCUUAGAAACUGAAUUUAGAAAUAUCGUAUUUUUAUUUUUCUCAAAUGACAAAAUACAAAAAUAGUCAAUAAUCAACUGGGAUUUCGGUUCCAAAUGAUGCGUUAAGGAAUAUUAGGAACUUUCUCUACCUACCAACAGUUUGGUAUAACUAUAAAUGUUACAAUAAAUGAUAAAAAAAAGUACGAGCUUUUAUUCUUCAACAAAUAAAAAUCAUACUGUUGGUGAACAGCUGUAGUAGAAGACAAAUAAUACACUUGUUAUAGAAUUAUUUUAGGAUUAUUGAAGCAUUUUAUUCCUUACAUCUUACUUCUGUAAUACGGCCUCAUUAAAAAUCGUCCGGAACGUACCAUGUUUACUUCUUUUAUCUUUUUAACAAUUCUUUUUAAUCUGACUUUUAUUGACUUGUUGCAGUGUUGAAGCAGAAAUUUUGAAACCAUACAGUGUUUUCUCUAAAGACCAAAACCUGCAUGGCUUCACUACUAAUUUUAUUUAUUUAUAUUUUUUAUUAAUUUAAAUUAAAUUUUUUUUUUUUGAUAAAUGGUCUACAAUCCAUAAGCUACCGUAUUGUGUUUACAUUUUAAAUCUUAAAGUGUGUUUUACUAAAAACAUUGAAUGUGAAGCUCAUCUGGAUGCGUCAAAAGACAUCCGGUAACUUAAACACAAACCGAACCUCAUUUCUUUCCUGACGUCCUCAUGCUGCAGCGUGAUGCUUUCUUUCUUUCUUUCUUUCUUUCUUUCUUUCUUUCUUUCUUUCUUUUUCUGUCUGUCUUUCUUUCUUUCUUACUUUCUUUCUCUAAUAAGAUGUUUCCAGUUCUCAUUUUUUUGCCAGUAACUUAAAUGCUAAAGCCUCUUUUCACAACACACAGUGUAGUUACAGUACGUACUUGAAUGGUGUUAAUAUUUGUGUGUGGAGGGGAGCAAAAAAAAAAAGUCAUACUUUCAGCACAAACCCUCAACGGAACCACUUGAGUACAUAAAGAGAGCCUCAAAGCCAGUGCAUAACCAUUUAAAUGACGAAUAACGGAACUUCAGCUUCAACUUUUUGCUCCUCAAGAUGAUUGUACGUACUUUCAUUUACACGAUCAUGCGUUUCUAUGGUUUCUGUUUCUCUGAUCGUUGUGCAGAUUUUAAGCUCCGGUUAAAUGCAAUCAAACUGAAGCUAUUAUGAAUGUAAUGAAUUUUGAAAAAGCUUCAGUCUAAUACUAGACACCUUAGUCUUUUCAUUCUUGUACACUAGGCUUCAAAAGCUACCGGAAAGGAUAAAGUAAGUAGUAAAGGCACUUUUAGCUGUGUUUCCAUCCAAAAACCUAGCAAGUGAUAAGGAAAACCUUUAAGGCUUUUUAAAAAUAAAAACAUCACACUUGAUUUACUAAAUGAAAUAUAAUACAUUUGUAUAAUAAUAAAAAUUCUGAACAUUAAUCCAAUUUACUUCAGCUAAUGCUAGUAAAAUGUGUUUUAUUUAAGCUAGUCAAAUUGUUGAUGUUUGUAGGCAAGAAAAAAAAAGUGCUGGUGGUUUUAUAUAACUUAUAUACCUAUAAGUAAGGGUUUUUUUUUAAAAUUUCUUUUAAAACACCAUUUUCCUUCUUUGGAUGGAAACAUUGCUAAGUGCUGCUCUGAUUACUACACAUCACGCACAGUCGCUUCUUUGGUUUGUUGGAAAUUUGUUAGCCAGCCUGGACCAAGCUACGAAUCUAAAGCCUAAAUCUAACCAGUGUUACUGUUUGGUUUUAAGAAAAUUGAACAGAUGAAGAAGUGUGAAUUGUCAUUGUUUUACU